Messenger RNA from Aspergillus steynii IBT 23096, 624 nucleotides. RefSeq lists its product as uncharacterized. Bases 1 to 624 code for a protein of 207 amino acids. The transcript has a single exon. The record is from RefSeq and is a predicted model, not a curated record. Lineage: Eukaryota; Fungi; Ascomycota; Eurotiomycetes; Eurotiales; Aspergillaceae.
AUGCCUGCCCCCAUCAUCCAGAAUAUUUCGGAGCCCGUCGUGCCCGUGCGCGAGCUCGAGGUUGACGAGGAAUAUGUCAUGACCAACUUCGAACGUCACGCCAGCCACUGCUACCAAUGCGCAGACCCUCUGCAGGUUCACCAGGAGGACCGUUCGCUCUGUGACCGUGGACACCAGUACGCCCUGGACGUGGCCGACUACAUCUACAGCAAGAAUGGCAAGGCAUACUCCGUUGUGGGUCGCGAAACCAACCAGCCCACCAUGGUCAGGAUCCCCCGCAACUCCGUUGCCGUGCGUGGUCUCCUGCUUGCCAUUGAGGAUGGCCUGCGCCUGCACCGUCGGGAGCGGCAGCAGGUCCAGACCGCUGCCCCUGUCAUCAGCUACGACCGGACCUACCUUGUCCCACCUCGUCGUCGGGUUACACAGCCGGCACCCCAGCAGCCGGCAUACAAUGAGAUCAUCGAGAGGGAGCCACGCACCCCCAAGCGUCGUCGGGUCAUUGUCUACCCUUCCCCGCGCAGCUCGCCCAGCCGGGGUUCGUUGUACGAGGCUGAUGCGGCUGAUCGCGUCGAGCGUUUCAAGGAAUCCUCUCGCAUUUACCGACCGGCUGAAUACCACCGUUGA